Pedinophyceae sp. YPF-701 is the source of this 2289-nucleotide messenger RNA. Lineage: Eukaryota; Viridiplantae; Chlorophyta; Pedinophyceae. The record is from the annotation of a GenBank genome assembly.
AUGAGGUCCUCGACGUCGCAUCUGGCGGGGGCCCGCACGGGCGGGUGGGGGUCGACCGAGCAGUACGACGCGCGCAAGAGCAUGCUCGUGCGGGACCGGGCCCGCGAGCACGACUCCCCGGCCGCGCAGCGCUCGGGGCCGACGCCAGCGGUCGUCCAAGGGGGCGCGAAGGCCGGCAGGCGCGACGCGCCGUCCAAGUCCGGGGUCUCGUGGGUCGACAAGCUCCAGCAGGGCCCGGACCCGCAGCACCGUGGGCCCGCCGCAACGCGGACGGGGGCCAAGCCGUCCCCGCAGGCGGCGCCGCCGCGGUCCGCGGGCUCCGGCACCUCGCCCCCGCUCUCGACCGCGGCCACGCUCGAGGGCGACGAGCUCCACGCGGCCGUCGCGGCCCGCAUCGCGGCGCGCAUCGCGCACAAGGGCGGCGCCGCGUCGUCGUCGUCGGCCGACGGGACCGCGCCGUUCCGGCGCCCCACGGCCGCGACGGACCACCACCUGCCCGUCAUCGCGAGCGGCGUCCGGUACGACACCAGCGACGACGCGAGCGACGCCACCACGUCCGCGCCGCGGCAGCAGCAGCAACCGCCGCCGCCGCACCUGUCGCGCAAGAGCUCGCGCAUCAGCGUGCACUUCGGGUCGGGCGCGGAGAUCGCGCUGCCGCCGCAGCCGUCCAUCGACGCGGUCCUCGCGCGCCCCGCGAGCCGGCUGGCGCGCUCGAGCGCGACCGCUGCCGCCGUGGAGCCCAACGCCUUCCUCCUGGAGGGGCCGCGGAGCCCGCGGAGCCGCCCCCGCUCGCGGCAGGCGAGCGAGCGGGGGCCCGCGGUCGGGUCCGGAGUGAGCUCGCCGGCCGUGGGGCGGCGGCGGCACGCGCGGUCCUCGAUAGAGGUGGGGCCCGGGGUGCAGCUGCCGCCGCUGAUGACGACGCAGCGGAGCGACGGCGAGCCGCUGCGGGGGCACCGCGCGAGCGCGACGGGCGCGGCGGGGCUCCGGAACAAGCUGCUGAGCGACGCGGCGCGCGCGGGGGGGGUGUUGCGGAAGUCGGACAUGGAGCGGGGGGCGCGGUCGUCCCUGGUGGAGUUCUUCAAGAAGAUCGGGGGGGGCAACAGGAGGAAGUCGCGGACGGCCGCGGGCGACGCGGAGGACAGCGCGUCGACCCCCGGGCGGCGCGAGAAGCCCACGCCCCCGGCCGACAUCGUCGUCGAGCGCGCACAGGCCGAGUACCUCCCGCCCGCGCGCAGCAGCCCCCGCACGACGACGCCGAACGACAGGUCGCACCGCGGCGCCAAGGCGCCCGCCGCGUACGCGCCGCAGAGGCCGCCGGCGAUCCAGCUGCGCAAGAGCGUCGGUGUCGACCCUGCGCGCGAGCGCACGUCGGGCGUCGCGGAGCCCAGCUCCGGAGGCGCCGAGGGCGAAGUGUUCCAGCGGUCGCGGACGAUCGCCGGCGCGGUGACGGAGGGGCCGGAGGUCGCCCUCGGGGAGGGCAUGGGGCGGUACCGGGAGCGCGGCGCCCACUUCCUGGUCGGCUCGCGCGCGCGCGUGCUGCUCGCGGACCUGCAGGGGCUGUCCAAGGUGUGGACGGGCGCGGUGCGCACGACCGCGAGCUCCGACGGGAGCGUCCUGCGGACCGACGUGAUCAAGAUCGGCACCGGCGCGGACGCGACGACGGGCAUGGUGCACCAGGACGUGCUGAGGAACGCGAUCGCGGCGCUGGCGGGCAAGGCCGGGAAGAGCGGGCGCGCGGCGCACGCGGGCGACACGGUCACGCUGGCCGACCUGCUGGGCGCCGCCUACCCAGAGGCGACGCCGGUGGAGCUGUCGCUGCUCGUCGCCGAGGCCGUGACGAACUGCGCGGCCGGAGGGCAGUCCCGGCUCGGGCUGGAGCCGGCCGAGUUCACGGCCCUCAGCAAGCUCCUCGUGCAGAUGGAGACCCUCAACGGGCGGCCCGGCGGCGGGAUCCCCGUCCCGAUGAUGUCGGCGCUCAUCGCGGAGCUCUCGGGAGAUCACGCGGACAACAUAUCCAUCACCGAGCAGCGCCUGGGCGCCAUCGCACAGCGCAAUACGGGCGCUGGAGGCACGCUCGACAUGCGCGCGGUGACGCAGUGGUGGAAGUACGUGAACGCGCACGUACAGAGCCCGAUUCAGCUCGAGACGGUGGUCGAGCUCGUCGCGCCGAACUCGCAGCUGUGGCGGCGGUGCACGGGCCCCGUCGCGGCCGCGAUGCCCGCGCCAAAGCACCUCGCGAAGCGCGGGUCGGUCAUCCGGACCCUGUCGGUCACGCAGCUCGAGGCCUAG